AAACAUGCAGAGUGGAUGAGAGACAACAUUAUCCACUAUCCACACAUGGCAUGGUAGCUUUCACCGUUUGUCUCUGAUUGCAAGCAAGGAAGAAAUGGCUCUAAGCCUCAACAUCCUCUCACUGUGUUCCACUUCCUCUUCAACUUCUAAACCUCAUAUCAGAACUUCCACUUGUCAUCUUUCUCCUUUCACACUCAGCUUCAAGCAACAACAAUCUUCUUCUCAGAAGCUGACAUUCUCAUUGGCUGAAUCUGUGUCUGGUGCCACCCUUGCUGCUCUCAUCUCUGCUUCUUUGUUCUUUGUUGACCCUGCACUUGCAUUCAAGGGUGGAGGUCCAUAUGGCCAAGAGGUCACAAGGGGACAAGAUCUCUCUGGCAAGGAUUUCAGUGGAAAGACCCUCAUCAAGCAAGACUUCAAAACGUCCAUAUUGAGACAAGCCAAUUUUAAAGGUGCAAAGUUGUUAGGUGCUAGCUUCUUCGAUGCUGAUUUAACAGGUGCUGACCUUUCAGAUGCUGAUCUUAGAAGUGCAGAUUUUUCAUUGGCAAAUGUCACAAAGGCAAAUUUAAGCAAUGCUAACCUGGAAGGUGCACUUGCAACAGGAAAUACAUCUUUUAAAGGAUCAAAUAUUACCGGAGCAGAUUUUACUGAUGUGCCGCUAAGAGACGAUCAACGCGAAUAUCUGUGCAAAGUUGCAGAUGGAGUGAACCCAACAACUGGAAACGCUACGCGAGAUACAUUGCUGUGCAAUUAGUAUUCCAUUGCUGCGGAGUGAGGAGUAUAUAUCUUGAAUCAGAGGAGAGGGCUAGAUCAUGAUGCUGCAUCCUGAACUGCAACUUUUGAAUUUGAUAUAUGUUUUGUUAAUUUUAGUUGUGUAUAGUACAUUGCAUAAGUCAGCAACUCGAAUUAGUGGGAAAAGACUUGGUUGUAGACUUGUAGUUGUAUAACAUACUAUAUAUAUAUCAUGCAUCCAUACCAGAGGUUAAUGUA
This is a messenger RNA of Arachis stenosperma, 987 nucleotides long. Its product is annotated as thylakoid lumenal 15 kDa protein 1, chloroplastic. The coding region runs from base 95 to 751 and encodes 218 amino acids. NCBI's taxonomy places the organism in Eukaryota, Viridiplantae, Streptophyta, Magnoliopsida, Fabales, Fabaceae. Gene Ontology annotation, cellular component: chloroplast thylakoid. The transcript is spliced from 7 exons. The record is from RefSeq and is a predicted model, not a curated record.